CUAACCUCCUUCAAUUUGUACCAUCCAGCCAACCCGUCACCAGUAUAGACACAUCAGAAACAACCACAAUGUCUGCUGUCAAGUACGCAGAAACGGGCAUGGCCGCUGCGCAGGCACACAAGUGGGAUGAGGCCAUCACAAAUCUGAACAAGGCGAUCGACCAGUCCAAAUCUCCACAGUGGCUGUUGUCGCGGUCACAAGCAUUUAUGGAGACCGGGAAUCUUGACAAGGCCCUGCGAGAUGCCGACUUCGCCUACUGCACUGCCGCCGAGCGAGGCAAUGACAAGUCUCGUAAGCAGAUGAUCGAUGCCCAGCACCGCCGCUCCGUCAUUUAUUUCCGCAAGAAGCUCUACGCCAACGCCGAUGCCUGUGCCUCCUGGUCGCAGCAGCUCGCCAAGGGCGUCGCCGUCAAGGCUGCCGAUAAAACUGCUGAUAACACAGACGACAAGGGCUUCUACCACAUCACCGCCGCCGAUAUUGAGCCACGGCGGGAUACUGCCCCAGGCCAGGGGCAGCAUGACGGUGGCGCUGGUAGGUUUGCCCAGGUCUCUUCCCUACUCGGUGGCAGCAAAGGCUCCAGCGGCCCCUACGAGCAGGAGUGGGCUAGGACCCAGUCCUGGCGUACCACCAUCAUCCGCUUUCUCGAGGCACUUCCUGCCGAGGACCCAGCCCGUAGGGUCACCGCCAAGCCUGUGCCCGCGAAACCAUCGCUUGAAGAAGAGGAGGGGGAGUACGUGCAGAAGCCCGACCCGGAGAUCGAAGCGGCCAAAGCUUCUCCUGCUGAGGUGCGGUCCAAGCCAGAGCUCUCCAAUGGCCCCUUCCGCAGCCAAAUGUACCAGUCCGACGCCUCCAUUACUAUCUCACUCUUCAUGAAGUUCGCUUCAAAGGAGGACACGGCCAAAGUACAAGUUGAGCUGCAGCCAAACUUGAUCACCGUUACCGGAGUUCCUCGCGAGCCCUCCACCGCUUAUAUCGUCCCCCACGCUGCGAUCAACCCUGCGAAGUCUACAUACCGUGUUGCCACGAUGAAGAUCGAGUUUAACCUCGCCAAGGCACAACCCGGAAAAUGGCCCAGCUUUGGCCGCGAGGAGCUGAGCCAGCCCGGCCCGUCCACCUUGCCCCAGGCAGACGAGACUGCAAUUCACACCACUCUGGGUUCCAAUACUGCUGCAGCUCAAGCCAGCACACCCAAGGAACCCCCCAAACCCAAGGCCCCCGUGUACCCGACCAGUGCCAAGGGCGGCCCCAAGGACUGGGACCACAUCUCAGCCGAUGACGAUGAAAAGGACGUCGAUGCUUUUUUCAAGCAGCUGUACAAGGACGCUACCCCCGAUCAGCAACGUGCCAUGAUGAAGAGCUUCCAGGAGAGCAACGGCACUACCCUUAGUACUGACUGGGCCACAGUCAGCAAGGAGACGGUCAAGACCAACCCUCCUGAGGGCGUCGUAGCUAAGAAGUGGUCAUCUUGAUAGAAAUGAACCUAGGGGAGAGGAAGUAAUGAGCAGUUGAUGACGGGCAGGAGGCCAGGUCGAAAAGAAGUUGAGCUCCCGAGAUCAGCAUCGUUCUAUUUUCUGCUAUUGAGCUCAGAUGGGAUGUCGGGGGUCGAGUUGAUCAAGGCUCAUUUGCAAGAGGCCGCAAACCUCUCGUUGCUCUCGAUGACUUAUGAAUAGCUAAUCAUUACAGCGCAGCCAGGAGUCCAGGGGUUUCAAAAUUGCCAAAAGCCCGUCAUAUAUUUCUUCACUGUUCCGAGUUCAUGUCAAGUUUGAUCAUCAGUCAUGAGUAGUGUCAACAACUGCGGCUUCACC
Messenger RNA from Cryphonectria parasitica EP155, 1805 nucleotides. Its product is annotated as SGS-domain-containing protein. Gene Ontology annotation, molecular function: protein-folding chaperone binding. Gene Ontology annotation, biological process: protein stabilization. The transcript is spliced from 2 exons. The record is from RefSeq and is a predicted model, not a curated record. Bases 69 to 1469 code for a protein of 466 amino acids. NCBI's taxonomy places the organism in Eukaryota, Fungi, Ascomycota, Sordariomycetes, Diaporthales, Cryphonectriaceae.